Messenger RNA from Apis cerana (Asiatic honeybee), 5684 nucleotides. RefSeq lists its product as uncharacterized. Lineage: Eukaryota; Metazoa; Arthropoda; Insecta; Hymenoptera; Apidae. Gene Ontology annotation, biological process: protein folding; protein peptidyl-prolyl isomerization. Gene Ontology annotation, molecular function: cyclosporin A binding; zinc ion binding; peptidyl-prolyl cis-trans isomerase activity. Gene Ontology annotation, cellular component: cytoplasm. The record is from RefSeq and is a predicted model, not a curated record.
UUAAAAAAUAUUAUAUAUUUUUAUGAACCACAAAAUAAAUAUACACAAAAUAAUAAUACAUAUAAAAAUAUAUAAAAGUAGUUAUAAUUACGAUAUAAAAUAAAAGUUAAAAAAUAAAAAUAACAUCAUAAAAAUGAAAUAUAAAACUAAUUGUAGAUUUAGGUUAAAUUAAAUAACUAAGAGUUAAUUCUAGGUUAGAUUAUAAAUAAUUUUUAAAUGUAAGUUAAAUUAUGAUUAAAUUUGAAUCUUUCUUAUAACUCAAAAUUUGUCUUAUUUUAUUUCUUGAAUAUUAUUAGGAAAUUAGAAAUAGAGGAAUCGAAAAAAAAAUUUGAUUUCCUAAAAUAGAAAUUAAUUAUAUUUUUUAUUUACAAUUUGCAUAAAUAAAGAAAACUAAAAUAAAAUCUAUUAAAAAUUUUUUUAAAAUACGUUUUAACAAAUGUGUUGAGAUAUUUUUAAUAAAUGUUUAAAAACAUAUACACAAUUUUAUUGGUUGAUUCAAGCAAAUACAUAACGAAAUUUAUAACAUGAAGUAUGAAGGCAAGUCCAUAAUAUUCGUACUUAGUCAUUCGAGAAAUGCGCGCGCAAUCGUAGAAGCCGCAGACGACACCGGCACUGUUUGCCACGAGUCGAACGAAAGUGUACAAGAAAAAGAAAAGAGAAAGAUAGAAGGAGAGAACAAGAAAGAGAGAGAAGGAGGAAGCUUUAGGAUUGUUGAGAGGGGGUAACAUACGGAAAGAGGAGAGGAGAGCAACAGCGUAAGCGACUAGCGCGCGCUGUGGUGUGUGUCGUCGGUCGGUCGGUCGGUCGUCGCCGCCAUGCUAGUGGUUAGUUUAGUGAACCAAACAUCAUGAUGUGGCAAAACGUUCGCACGAGCUAAGACUGAAGUAACGCCGCGUUACCGGCGCGCCGUCGUUAUGUUAUCCAUAAUAACUCACGACGUUCGAUAAGCGUAAACACAUAACGUGAAAAGUACAAAGCUUGAUAAAAACUCCACGGCGACUGCGGCAACGAAAAACGUUGGAGUGCUCGAUUCCUGCGUGCGGAACAAUAACCGCACAAUACUACGUCAAUCCCGAUGUAAAUUAAAGUCAAAUCAUAUAUUCGAACGAACAUUACGGAAUUAUCAUUGUCACGGUACACGUUAGGAGUGACGAGUGCCAACGAUCAGCCUCCAUCGCGCGGCAAGGAGACGAUCACGAAUCGUAUACACGGUACGGAACAUUUACGCUCCUAUCCAACGAAAGAAAGAGCAAGAGAGAGUAUGUAUAUAUGUUGUAUGUGUGCGCGCGCUUGCAUGCAUGAUAAGGAAAAUAUACAUAUGUCGUGUAUGUAUUUUUGUGGGUUGUAUAUGUGCGCGUGCGUGUGUAUGCCAUUGUGAGUACGAGAAAAGAGACGUGUGUAUGCAUAUGUAUAUGAAUAAGAUGAAAAAAGAGAGUGAAAGAAGAGUAAGAUUAACAAACGAGAGCGAAAAUGAAAGGUAGAAAAAAAAAAAACAAGCAUGUAUGUACAAACAUUGUGAUGAUAUGAGCAAGAACAAACUACAAUAUUCCCGCGGAAUUUGCCCAACACGCAGUUUAUGCUGGAUCCAAGUGUUUUAACAGAUUUAGAGGAACUGACGCUUUGCAGCUAUUGCAAGCAGAAGUAUAACGAUACGGAACAAUGUCCGAAAUAUCUUAGUUGCAAGCAUUAUUUUUGUUUGCGUUGCAUAGAAAACAAUUUGUUAAAGGGACGUGAGUUGUUUUGUGCGCAUUGUUGGAAGAGGACGGAUCUAGGUGAUCAAGGACCGGAUGCUCUACCAACACAUUCUUCUCUCCUUGCUCUAACAAAUAAUUUGUCUCACUUAAAAAUCACCACGAACAACACAUCUGGAAAAACGAAUGAUAAGGAGAGAAAGAGUGAAAAUUGUCACACGCACGGAAUGCCUUUGGCAUUAUGGUGUGCGACAUGUUGCUCAGCACUUUGUAGAGCAUGCGCUACUCCACAAGAACAUCCAGGUCACCAGAUUAAAUCACAAACUGAUGCCAAAGAACAACUCAUAUCCGAUGUUCAACUGGAAUUAGUUGCUAUGGGAAAGUUAUCGACCGAGAUUCAAAGACUGGCUAUGCAACAACGUGAAUUCUUAAUAAAAGUUUUAGAAGCUUGUGUAACGUUAAAAACGCAUGUUGAGACAGAUCUUCAGAAUGGCUGGAGUCAUUUUCCUGAAAUAACAGAUGCACGAGAAACUCUUGGAAAAGCGAAAGCUAGUCUACAGAUGAUCGACAGUCCUAGUGAUGUAUACAAUUUACAUUCACAACUCAUAAUAGAAAAACAAAGAUUGCAAUCGAAAUAUCAAGAAAUGAUGUUGCAGUGUCAACUCGAUGAUUUAAUUGGUAACUCGGGGGUGGUAUUUGAUUUUGCGUUAUUGAAACAAGCAUUAGCUGGAAUUCAUACAGGAGAACCGAUUAUUUCUCAAGGAACGAGUAAUGGUGGUAGAUUACCAAAUCAUUUGGCGGCUUCACAAAAUCCAAUACUGUUCCUCGCAAAUUAUUGUAUGUCGCAGUUAUAUUCAAGACAUGUAGUGAGUAAGCAACAUAUGCAAAACGGUUCUAUAGAAUAUCAUUCAAGUAUGAUGCAGCCGCAACCAGCUCCACCGGGUUCUGUUCAUGUACAUCAAGGUCCACCGCCGCCCGCAACCCCGCAGCAACUUCUCAUUCCACCUGGUUCGCCGUCCGUUAAACCUAUUCCGCCCGCGCCUCCGAACGCAAUGUUACAUCCACAACAACAAUCAACGUUUAUACCAGAAGGAGUUGGUACUGGUGGCGGAAGUUUGGUAACCGUCCACUCAUCCUCUCAACCGCCGUCCAGCGGAAUAGCAGCAUCACUUCGAGGACCUUCGAACCCUUAUCCUCUAUAUUAUUUCAACAUUGAAGUAAAUGGAUCUCCACACGGUCGUAUCGUAAUAGAAGUGAGGCCAGAUGCAGCGCCGAAAAUGGCAAAAAAUUUUAGUGUAUUGGCAACGGGUGAAGUUGGAGUUGGCUAUAAAGGUUGCACAAUUUUUCAGUGCUGGGAGGGUGAAUCCGUGAUUACUGGUGAUUUUGAAUUAAACAAUGGUCGCGGAGGAAGAAGCAUAUUCGAGGAUGGAUACUUUAUGCCGGAUGACACAAAAUUUCCUGCAGUAAGAGGAGCAGUCGGAAUGCGGAGAACACAAAAGCGACAUGAUAAUCUUGGUAUGGUGGGUUCACAAUUUCGUAUAAUAUUACAAGAAAUGCGCGGGUUCACAGGAAUCUUUGGUCAUGUCGUUGAAGGAUUAGAAUUAGUUGAAAAGAUAUCUACAUUUGGCGAUCAAACGGGCAAGCCUACGAAGAAUAUUUUAAUUACGAAAUGCGGUAAAUUGUAACGAUAACACUAUUGCGAUUAGUAUACACCGAAGGGUAAUCAAGUAUUACUCGUAUACUUUGCAUUUCCCCGCUCUAGAUAACUUAAAAAAAAAAAACAAAAAAAAAAAACAAAAAACAAAAAAAAAACAAAAAAAAAUAAAGAAAAAAGAUUCACGAGUUCGCGACGGUAUCUCUAAAGUAUUCGAUAUAGGGAAUGGGGUGUUUAAAUAAACAAAAAAUUAGGUAUAUAUAAUAUCCGAUGAUAAAUGAUAUUACAUGUAUAGAGAUACCGUCGUGAUCACAUAGCUCCAUGAAUCACGAUGCUCCGUAUGAGUCACACAAUUUAAUUAACUAUUAACAAUAGAAUUCUAAAGAUGUUGAAUCUAUUUUUAAAAGUGGACGCAUAAGAGAAGAAAGAAGAAAUAAAGAUCCAUAUUUUGCUAUUGAUUGAGAAUCAAUAAGAUUCUGUAUCUACAAUAACGACGAUGAUCGAUAAUACGUACCUCAAGAUCGAUCGUGAUAUCGAUACGACUUCUAGCUGUACGACAUUUGUUUUAGAAGAAGUUCGACGUUUAUUUUGGCUAUUGGCAUAUUGCUAUGUAUAGUUGAUAUAGAGGGUAUCGCACGGGAUUAAAAAGUGCCGUGAUUAACGGCGUCGCCCUGUGGGCGUUGCUAAUGUUUUAGAUCAUAAGUAGUAAAAACAAAAAGAAAAAAAAACGUGUAGAUGAGGAAUACGAAAAAUGGGCAAACUUGUAUGUGUAUACACAUACAUUCAUAUAUUUGUAAAAAAAAAAAAAAAAAAAAAAAAAAAAAAAAAAAAAAAAAAAAACGAAAAAGCAAACAGAAACGUACAGACGAAAACUUUUUUUUUUGUUUUAUAAUCGAAAAAAAUAUGACUUCGUAAAAGUCAAAAGGUCGUGAUUUCAUAUACGCAGGUCGUUUAGAACAUUAAUGAACGAUACGUCGGUACGUAAAAGGGCCAAUUUUAUUUCGUCUGGUCAACGAUCACGUAUCGUUCCGUUUCUUUUUCCAGAGGAGAGAAAAGGAGCUAAAAGGGAAUAAGUAAUUUUGCGAUGAAACGAGUCAAGGAAAAUUGCGGUUCCUAUCGGAUGACUCAAGGAUACUCCUCCCUUUUUGCUCUUUGCCAUGGUCUAGUAGACCGUCGUAAAUUAACUGUAUUUAAGAUUAGAUCUCAACAUGAAAAUGUAUGCAAGGCCUAACUACUACUAUGUAGAUUGUAAGCCUCGUCGUCUGAUCAGAAAAAAAACGAACGAAAUGAGCGAAUGUAUAUUAUAAACGAAUCAUUCCUCGAUGCUGUAUAUCGAAGUACUACGAUAAUGUAAUGCGUUAUACUACUCGUCUGAAUCCUCGUAAAAAUCCCAUCGUUAUAUAUCAUAUUAUCAUGUACCCGUGUGCGAAAAAAAGCGUCGUAAAAAAAGUGUUCUGCAAACCGGCGCGUAAAAACAAAAAGCGCACUCACGUAUUGUAGGAAAUUGCACGCCCUCGUCGUCGCGAAUGCCUUUUUUCGAAGAAAGCCUCAUUCGAUGUUGAACUUGAAAGUUUUAACACUUGUUAAUUAGCUAAUUCAUCGUUUGCAAUGGUAUAAAGAAAGGAAAACUCAUUGCAUUACGAUGAAUGUAAGAAUCGCCGUUAGAAUUAAAUGAUACUGCGUAAUACGUACGACGAUCGAAGGGUGGUCGAGCUCGAAUGAAUUUCUCUUGUUUCGGUCGUUGUGAAAAGAAAAAAAAACGAAAGACGUCAGUCGACAUUUUUGAAUCUAGGUGCGUAUAAAUUCAUGUUUACCGAAGCGAGUGAAGCUAGAAGCCCACCUGUAUACACAAAAUAUCCACGCGCGCGCGUGUAUAUAUGUACAUAUAUAUAUCUAUAUAUACUAUAUAUAUGUAUAAAUGUAUAUGUAUAUAUAUAUACACAUUACAUAUAUUUUUAUGAACGUGAUGAGGUAACAACGCAUAGCUUGUAAUAUCAAUUCUAACAACCGAUUUACUUUGCCCCUCGCGUUCGAAUUAAACGGUUGAGCGGCUAUAAUUUUUCGAUAAGUUUUUCUUUCCACCUUUUAUUUUUUUUUUUUCAUUCUCUCUCCUGUUUCCUUUUCUUUUUCUAUUCCUCAUUCACCCUUUUUAAGUUAAGGCGUAAUCAUCAUUACAUACGAAAAUUGAGGUCAUUUUGUUUACAGCCUACGGAAACGCAUAUCCGUAGUGCACAUGCUUAAACAGUUUUAUUAUUUCAUUAUACAUGUACGAAGUUCGUUGCCCAAUUUAAAUGUACUUUUAAUCAAUCAAUUUUGAGUUAUAAACUGUUUCUCUUUCA